Ricinus communis (castor bean) is the source of this 804-nucleotide messenger RNA. RefSeq lists its product as uncharacterized. NCBI's taxonomy places the organism in Eukaryota, Viridiplantae, Streptophyta, Magnoliopsida, Malpighiales, Euphorbiaceae. The transcript has 4 exons. The record is from RefSeq and is a predicted model, not a curated record. Bases 1 to 804 code for a protein of 267 amino acids.
AUGGAGCAGCUGACUUUAUGUAAUGUACUGUAUAAGAUUUUGGCUAAAGUGCUUGCUGAUAGGCUAAAGCGAGUAUUACCUGCCAUUAUUUCUGAAGAGCAAUCAGCCUUUGUCCCGGGUCGUUCCAUUACUGAUAAUGUCAUUGAUGCUUUUGAGACUAUUCAUGCUAUGCGUCGGAAAACGAAGGGUAAAAGAGGUGAUGUGGCGAUUAAUGGGGAGGAGGUAGGUCCUAUAAUGCCAUCUAGGGAGCUGAGACAAGGUGAUCUGUUGUCUCCAUACUUGUUCAUCUUAUGUGCUGAAAGGCUUUCUUCUCUUUUGAAGAAGGCAGAGUCAUGUGGUAAUAUUCAUGGUAUUCGGGUGUGUAGGGAGCUCCUAAAAAUUCUAUUAAAGCAGAUUUGGGUGUCUAAGCUUGACACAGGUCGAUAUCUUGGUCUCUCCUCUCUUGAGAUACUUCUCAAGUCUGUGGCACAAGCGAUUCCCUUUUACUGUACGAGUGUAUUCCUGCUCCCUGUGUCAUUCUGCGAUGAGCUCCAGCAUAUUAUGAACUCUUUUUGGUGGGGUUCAAAACCGGAUGGUGGGAGAAGGAUUCACUGGUCUUCAUGGGAAAGGCUCUGUACCAGAAAAGGGUAUGGAGGGAUGGAUUUUCGUCAUUUACACAACUUUAAUGUUGCUAUGUUGGGUAAGCAAGCAUGGUCUUUGAUUGCUAAUCCAGAUGCUCUUGUUAGUAAAGUUAUCAAAGCCAGAUAUUUUCCUAGGGGGGACUUCUUUUCGGCUCAAUUGGGUUCUAACCCGAGCCUUGUAUGA